AUGUCGAAAACUCGAUAUUUGGUUCAAUUUGAACUUUUGAGGAACACUGUGGAAAUUUUCCCAAUUUCAUUAAAACUACAAGGGCAACCUUGUCUGAUUGUGGGUGGUGGGCAUAUUGCUUAUCGCAAAGCAGUAUUACUUGCAAAAGCAGGUGCAGUGAUUCAUGUAGUUGCACCUGAUAUAGAGCAAAACCUCUUAGAUAUUGUCCAUUCAACUCAUGGGCAAUAUCAUGCAGAUAAAUUUGAUCCUCAAAUUAGCCUAAGUAGCUAUCGUUUGGUGAUUGCUGCAACCAAUGAUAAAGCGGUCAAUCAAGCUGUUUUUGAAGCUUGUGAAGAUUUAAAUGUGUUGGUCAACAGUGUUGAUGAUCCUCCACAUUGUCGCUUUAUGGUGCCUGCGAUCAUUGAUCGUUCACCAGUGGUGGUUUCAAUUGCCACCAAUGGUGCUUCUCCUGUUUUAUCUCGCCAGAUUCGUACUCAGCUUGAAGCGUCUAUUCCACAUGGAAUGGGUAAACUUGCUGAUUUUUCUGGGAAAUGGCGUAAAGCAGUUAAAGAACAGAUUACUAAUCCUGAUGAACGUCGAAUCUUUUGGGAAGAUUUAUAUGCCAGCCCUUUAAAAGAGCAGGUGUUUAAUGACAAUCUCAUAGAGGCAGAUCGUCUAAUUGAACAAGCUUUAACAAAAUGGCAAAAACCAAAAGGUGAAGUUUAUUUGGUUGGUGCAGGGCCUGGUGAUCCAGAGCUAUUAACCUUAAAAGCACUUAGACUGAUGCAGCAAGCGGAUGUGGUGAUUUAUGAUCGUUUGGUUUCACCCGCGAUUUUAGAAUUGUGUCGCCGUGAUGCUGAAAAAAUCUAUGUGGGUAAAGCGCGUUCGAAUCAUUCUGUGCCACAAGAUGGGAUUAAUGCACUACUGGUCAAAUAUGCCGCAGAAGGCAAACGGGUAUGUCGUCUAAAAGGUGGUGAUCCGUUUAUUUUUGGUCGCGGUGGUGAAGAAAUUCAAGAGCUUUUUGCAGCCAAUGUUACAUUUCAAGUCGUUCCAGGUAUUACCGCUGCAUCAGGGUGCUCAGCUUAUGCCGGGAUUCCGCUUACACAUCGUGAUUAUGCACAAAGCGUUCGUUUUUUGACAGGACAUUUAAAAGAAGGUUCACCUGAGUUACCUUGGAAUGAGCUGGUUUAUGAAAAUCAAACAUUGGUUUUAUAUAUGGGCUUGGUGGGACUAGAAAAAAUUUGUGAAAACCUAAUAUCACAUGGUCAACGUCCAAAUAUGCCAGUGGCUUUGAUCUCCAAAGGGACAACCCCGGAUCAAAAGGUGGUGGUUGGAACUUUGGCAGAUAUUGCAUCAAAAGUGGAAGAAAACCAUAUUCAAGCGCCUACUUUGACCAUUAUUGGUGAAGUGAGAUCUCCCGUGAUUCAUGUUGUUUUAUACGAGCCUGAAAUUCCUGCAAAUACAGGGAAUAUCAUUCGUUUAUGUGCCAAUACAGAUGCACAAUUACAUUUAGUCAAGCCUUUAGGUUUUGAACUGGAUGAUAAGAAGUUGCGUCGUGCAGGAUUGGAUUAUCAUGAAUGGGCACAUAUGAAAGUUUGGGAAAACUUUGCUGAAUGUUUGGUACAUUUAAAGGAGCAGGGAAUUGAUCUUGAUGCGAUUUAUCCUUUAACCACCAAAGGUACUGAAACACCACAUACCUCAGAUUUAAACCGACCUGUGGCUUUAUUGAUGGGGCCAGAAACACGUGGUUUACCAGAAGAUGUUCGUAUGAUGUUCCCUCAGGCGCAUUGGAUUCGUUUACCUAUGGCACCGAAUUCACGUAGUCUGAAUUUAUCGAAUGCCACUGCAGUGAUUCUAUAUGAAGCAUGGCGUCAGCAAGGAGCGAUUCGGAAAAUCGCUUAA
Messenger RNA from Oppiella nova, 1881 nucleotides. The record is from the annotation of a GenBank genome assembly. NCBI's taxonomy places the organism in Eukaryota, Metazoa, Arthropoda, Arachnida, Sarcoptiformes, Oppiidae.